This is a messenger RNA of Hypanus sabinus (Atlantic stingray), 2351 nucleotides long. It is a transcript of the gene slc9a8, whose product is annotated as solute carrier family 9 member 8. Gene Ontology annotation, biological process: proton transmembrane transport; regulation of pH; sodium ion transport. The transcript has 16 exons. The coding region runs from base 9 to 1952 and encodes 647 amino acids. The record is from RefSeq and is a predicted model, not a curated record. Gene Ontology annotation, cellular component: Golgi apparatus; membrane. Gene Ontology annotation, molecular function: sodium:proton antiporter activity. NCBI's taxonomy places the organism in Eukaryota, Metazoa, Chordata, Chondrichthyes, Myliobatiformes, Dasyatidae.
AGGGGAGGAUGUUGGCUAGUACUUCUGUGGGGAGGUCAUAUGCCAGCAUUGCGGCGCUCACCCUGUUGCUGAUGUCUCACUGCAUCCUUUGCGAAGAUUCCAAGGGGGUAUCCGAGUUCGAAGAAACUGAUCAACGACAGGCGGCCCGGGCCGGCGGUGCAGGUACUGAUAACGGUGAAGCUGCAGAAGAUGGAAGUAACACAUCACUGGGAGAACAAGGCAGGUUGUCGAAUAAUACUGUGGAUCAAAAUGGCACUUUGCAAGUCACCUCAAUCCCCAUUAUCAUGGUUACUACUCCAAUACCAGUUCCAGAAACUCCAGCAAAGCCCAUACUACCGCUACAGACCGGGGAAGAAGCUCAACAAGAAGAACAAUCAAGUGGAAUGACUAUUUUCUUUAGUCUGCUUAUAUUAGCUAUUUGCAUCAUAUUGGUGCGGCUGCUGAUUAAGUACAAACUGCAUUUUCUUCCAGAAAGUGUGGCAGUUGUAUCUUUAGGAAUUUUAAUGGGUGCUGUGAUUAAAAUUAUAGAAUCACAACAUUGGGCGAACUGGAAGGAAGAAGAAAUGUUUCGGCCAAACAUGUUUUUUCUUUUAUUACUUCCACCUAUUAUAUUUGAAUCCGGGUACUCCCUACACAAGGGAAAUUUCUUCCAGAAUAUUGGGUCCAUUACUCUCUUUGCUGUAUUUGGCACAGCAAUUUCCGCUUUCAUUGUAGGUGGUGGAGUAUACUUUCUUGGUAAGGCUGAAGUUAUCUAUAAACUCACAGUGACUGACAGUUUUGCGUUUGGCUCUCUUAUCUCUGCUGUUGACCCAGUGGCAACAAUUGCCAUUUUUAAUGCUCUGAAUGUGGAUCCUGUUCUGAACAUGUUGGUAUUUGGAGAGAGCAUUCUUAAUGAUGCAGUUUCUAUAGUGCUCACCAACACAGCUGAAGGCUUAGCCAGAGACAAUGCGACUGAUGUGAGUGGAUGGCAAACAUUCCUGCAGGCACUGGGCUAUUUCCUCAAGAUGUUUUUUGGAUCUGCAGCACUUGGAACACUCACUGGUCUCAUCUCUGCUUUGCUGCUAAAGCACAUUGACCUCAGAAAAACACCGUCACUUGAAUUUGGAAUGAUGAUAAUCUUUGCCUAUCUUCCUUAUGGCCUUGCAGAAGGCAUAAAGCUAUCAGGAAUCAUGGCUAUUCUGUUUUCUGGAAUAGUGAUGUCACACUAUGCUCACCAUAAUCUUUCUCCAGUUACUCAAAUCCUUAUGCAGCAGACAUUACGCACAGUCGCUUUUAUGUGUGAGACGUGUGUGUUUGCUUAUAUUGGGCUGGCAAUAUUCAGCUUUCCUCACAAGUUUGAAAUCUCCUUUGUUAUCUGGUGCAUUGUUCUUGUCUUACUUGGCAGAGCAGUGAAUAUAUUUCCUCUCUCCUACCUUCUGAAUUUCUUUCGAGAUCAUAAAAUUACUCCUAAAAUGAUGUUUGUUAUGUGGUUUAGUGGUCUUCGUGGUGCCAUUCCUUAUGCUUUGAGUCUACAUUUGGAGCUUAAACCAAUAGCGAAGCGCCAGCUUAUUGGAACAACCACCAUAAUCAUUGUGCUUUUCACAAUUCUGGUUUUGGGUGGGGGAACAAUGCCUCUGAUCAGACUGAUGGACAUUGAGGAUCCCAAAACCCGUCGAAGAAAUAAGAAAGAUAUUACACUCAGCAAAACUGAGAAAAUGGGCAACACUGUUGAAUCUGAGCACUUAUCAGAGCUAACCGAGGAGGAAUAUGAGGCACAGUACAUCAAACGACAAGAUCUUAAAGGCUUCAUGUGGUUGGAUGCUAAAUAUUUGAACCCUUUCUUUACACGAAGACUUACUCCUGAGGACUUGCAUCAUGGGAGAAUACAGAUGAAAACAUUAACCAAUAAAUGGUAUGAAGAAGUGCGUCAGGGACCAUCAGGUUCCGAAGAUGAUGAGCAGGAACUGCUGUAGCUUUUCUAUUACUACGCAUGAAGAUUCAGUUCAAGGAUGAGCACCCGUUGGACUCAAAUGCACGGCAAUGCAUUCUGAAGUUCUUAAAGUGCACCUUGUGCCCUUUGUACGAUGUUCUAAUAUUUAAAAAGAGAAUAAGAUAUGGGUACGCUUAUUUCUUGAAAAUAUUUUGCAUGUUCAGAUUAUUAUAAUGGUGGACAAUUAACACUAAUCUAAGGAAUAUCUAUUUUUUUAAAUUGGAUAAAACUGAAUGUAUCACACUGGUUUAUGCACUUUACUUUCUUGUAAAUAAGAUGGCGGUUUUAUAUUCUAUCCACUUUUUCUGAGGAUGAUAGCGACUUACACUUGCCAUAGAUCUAUUAUAUAACUACUUAAGAGUAAACGGUUGUUGAAAUCCCU